UUUGUUGAUGAAGAAAGACACUUUGAGUGAGAAGGAAACACUUUCCAACAUGGCAGAGUCUGUGUUGGCUAUCAGUUCUAUUCAUCGGUUGGGGUUCAUGCUUAGAGACAUUAAACCGGACAAUCUCUUGCUGGACAGCAAUACUUACUCUACUGUUGGUACUCCUGACUACAUUGCUCCUGAAGUCUUCGUACAGACAGGCUAUACAAAGUCGUGUGACUGGUGGUCACUAGGAGUCAUCAUGUAUGAGAUGUUGAUAGGGUGGCCGCCGUUCUGCUCAGAGUCACCACAAGAGACAUACAAGAAGAUUAUAAAAUGGAAAGAGAAUUUGGUAUUUCCUCCUGAGAAUCCGAUAUCUGCCGAGGCUUGUGAUCUCAUACUGAAAAUGUGUACAUCUCCUAAUGUAAGAAUCGGAAGGAAUGAUGUGACUGAGAUACAAUGUCAGCCAUUUUUUCAUGAUGUUGACUGGGAACACAUUAGAGACCGUCCAGCUGCCAUUCCCAUCACUGUGAAGUCAAUUGAUGAUACAUUAAAUUUUGAUGAGUUUCCAGAUCUUGAACUGAAAAACAAGGGUCACAUAAAGUUGGCUGACUUUGGUUUGUGUACAGGACUAAAGAAGGCACACAGAACGGAGUGCUAUUGAGAUCUGCCAGCUGAAAAUUUUGGUUGGUAGUAAUGACGUCAUUUUGUUUACAAUUUACAGUCAAUUGCAUGUGAAUAUGAGUGGAGUGAUAGCUGAAGGGAGGGAGGUGAUGGUGUGGGUGUUAGGUUUCAUUGAAAUUGUUGUUGUUCAAGAGCAGACGGAUUUGAAGAAGCGAGUGCAGAAUUGGAAGAAGACAUUCCAGGUUGCACCUCCAGAGAAGUUCGACUUCUCGUCCCCUGAGAAAAUUCUAGAGAUUCCGAACCGCCUCGGGAUGCCAAGUUGUCUGAAGCGUUGCAGAUGCACUCGGAUUUGACUCUUUCGACGGCAAUAGUGAAAGCUGAAGCCAUAAAAGGGCAGCAGAUAGUCGUCAGAAAGGACCUUUGGAAUCUGAGAAGCCAACAGAGAUAGAAGCAGCUCAGGUAGGUGCGAAGCGAUUGCCAACAGGGCAACGAAAAAGCAAGCCGGCACGUUUCCCAGCUCGUCAAGCGAGGACGAAGCAGUAUUGCAUGGGGCAGCCUGCGAUUGAAAAAAAUUGUUAUUGUAAACAAAAGAAGUGCAUGAUCACUAGAGAUGGAGGACCAGAAAAAGAGAUUCAACAAACGACACGGUAUACGUACCAAAGUGCUGAAACCUCUAGCCGAAGGCACUACUGUUGAGUGACUGACACUGAGACAGACAAGAAGCAAGAAAGGUACUAUAAGAAGAAUCAACAGCAUGCAAGGUCAUAUCUGGUACAAACUCCAUUUACAACUGUUGGAAGAAACAGGCGACACCUCUAGUGAACAUUCUACCAUCACAGCAGCAUGAGAAGCCUGAAAAGACACCCCACUUCGACUACUACCCAAGAGGGCGGAGUCCAACAGAAUUCGCCAACAGCGAGGACAAGGAGUGGAAGACGAGUAGUGACACCUAAACGUUUAGAUUUAUAGAAAGUAAAAAGUAGUGUUGCAUGCUUUGAGAAGGGAGAUGUAGGGUAAGACAGUUCUUGACUUGAGAAAGGGGGAUGUAUUAGAGGUUACUGGAUUGUGUUGGCCACUUCUAGGGGAGGGACCAUAGUUAAGUGUGUAUGGUUGAUUUCGAGUGAAUACAGACUGUCGGUUG
Molecule: messenger RNA, 1744 nt
Organism: Corticium candelabrum
Lineage: Eukaryota; Metazoa; Porifera; Homoscleromorpha; Homosclerophorida; Plakinidae
Product: serine/threonine-protein kinase tricornered-like
Exons: 7
Coding region: 8-643 (211 amino acids)
Biological process (GO): intracellular signal transduction; peptidyl-serine phosphorylation
Molecular function (GO): ATP binding; protein serine/threonine kinase activity
Source: RefSeq, a predicted model, not a curated record